Molecule: messenger RNA, 1179 nt
Organism: Glycine soja
Lineage: Eukaryota; Viridiplantae; Streptophyta; Magnoliopsida; Fabales; Fabaceae
Product: probable WRKY transcription factor 40
Exons: 4
Coding region: 74-1012 (312 amino acids)
Biological process (GO): regulation of DNA-templated transcription
Molecular function (GO): DNA-binding transcription factor activity; sequence-specific DNA binding
Source: RefSeq, a predicted model, not a curated record
UAUAUCUUAUCCCUCACUUUAACCCCACAAAAACAUUUCAUUUUCUCUCACACAAGAAUAUUAAUCUUCAAAUAUGGAACCAACAUGCGGGGAUACUUCACUCGAUCUUAACGUUGAUCCUUCUACUAUGCACAUGGAUGGGGCUUUGGUAGAAGAGUUGCGUCGUCUAAGUUGUGAGAACAAGAGGUUGACCCACUUGUGUGAGAACUACAUGGCUCUGCAAAAGCAACUGAGCCAAUUGAUCAACACGAAUUUUGAUCAGCAAUUAGACUACCCAAUUGAAUCUUCACGCAAGAGAAAAGCUGCCGAGAGUGAUCAAUGUUGUACCAACAAAUUUGUUGGUGUUAGUAAUAAUAAUGCUGAGUGCAGCUCCAUCAUCACUGAGGAUUCAUUCAAAAAGUACAAGGACUUCAACUCCUCGCCUAAGGUUUCCAAGUUUCUUGUCAAGACUGAAGCAUCUAACAAUAGCUUAUAUGUGAUGGACGGAUAUCAAUGGAGGAAAUAUGGUCAGAAAGUCACUAGGGAUAACCCUUCUCCUAGAGCUUACUUCAGGUGCUCCUUUGCCCCAAGCUGCCCCGUGAAAAAAAAGUCUUCACAAAACAAGAUCAAGUUAUCAAAUUUUUCUAAUGUAUCUCAUCACCGAAUGAUCAUUUGGGUGCAAAGGAGUUUAGAGGACCCUACAAUACUUGUUACAACGUAUGAAGGAGAGCAUAACCAUGGUCAUCAAAGAGCUGAAAUAUCACUUGUCUCAAACCAAAGUGAAGCCCUUCCUCCUCUUAAAGGGUCAAGUCCUGUUUCCUCACCUAAUACAGCGACAAUUCGAAGUGCUGUUUGCCCCACCGUAACGCUUGAUUUGGUCAAGUCAGGAUUGGUUGAAUUUGAAAGUGCCCAAAAGUCCUCUAUCCAGCAAUUUUUGGUUCAACAAAUGGCUACUUCUUUGACAAGGGAUCCCAAUUUCACAACAGAACUUGCCACUGCCAUUUCAGGAAAAAUUCUAGAGGCCCAAUGGUGAAUUAUUAACCUAGGUGUAACUUAAUUCAUAAUAUAUACUGAAUUUGUGGGAGAUAUCCCCAAAAUACAAUUUUAGAGAAAUGUGAUAAAUUUUAAAUGUAAUUAAAUCUCGGACUAAGAGAUUAUAGUUGUUGUUAAUAAAAAACACACAUCAUUAUUAUGAACAAA